AUGGUGUCGCGGAGAACCGUGAAAGAUGGGGAGAAGUUUCUAAGCCAGAACGAAUCACCCGGAUUCUCAGGUCAGUCAGAUUCGACUGUUGAGCUGGCACCAAUCCAAUCCAUCUCCGCCGAUAUAACCUCUGAACCCCAGAAGCAGGCUUCUGAUGAGUGCCUCCAGCUUCAUACGAAACAAUUUGAGACUGGUCCCGGCGUGCAAACCCUGGAAGCGAAAACACUACCAAAGCUUUCAAGAUCUGUGAUUCAGAGGAGAGAUCCAGGACAAGAUACGCGUACAGCCGCCGAAUGGCGUCCUUUCUGGCUGCGGUGCGCUCUUCUUGGCCCCUUUUGCAUUUUCUUUCUCGCCUGUGCCAUCACCCUUCCUGUGAUGCUACACUUUUCACAAAAGAACCAGGGACUUGGCAUCGUUCGUCAGGAUCUAGGUCAGCUAUGGAGGUUUGGACAGACUGCGAGUAUGUUUGUGCCAUGGCAUAUCAUUCAAUGCCUUUUUGUUUCUGAUCUAUUGCCUUCUACUUUUAGUACUCACCGUUGUCGCGGCUCUUUGGGCGCGCGUCGAACUACAAGCAAUGCGAUUUAUGCCUUGGGUCGCUAUACAACCCCAACGCAAGCGAAGAUUAUCUCACGAGGAAUACACACUCGACUAUACCUCUAUGCUGCCUCACGAGGUACUUAUCAAAUCAUUGGGCAACAGGCACUUCUUCGUCUUCUUCGCUGUCGUUUGCUCGAUUUUUAUAAAGGUUCUAGUGAUUCUAUCAGCCAGUGUUUUCGAGCUUUCAUACAUUCAAGGCGCACAUCCUGUUGAUUUGAGAACGCUCGAUGCGUUCAAUGUCCUUACAACAACCCCCGAGUCACGAUCUAUUUCUCUCUCCACCCGAGGACUUUACUCAGAUGUGUCAUCUUCACAAGCCAACAUCUCUGUAACAACUCCAUUCUUUCACGCACGAGCACUUCAAGACUUCAAUAUGAGUUUCCCGUUUGGAGUUUCCGAGCUAGGUGCAUAUCAGGCUUUCAUGCAGGCAGCGAAUGAUGAAGCACGUGGAAGUAUCAAUUCACCAGUGACGGCCACAGUAGACGGCCUAUUUCCUGAGACGGAAUGCCGCCUCCUCCAAAGCUAUAAAUUUAACAACAUCACGGAAGAAGAGCGAAAAUCCGAGAAUGGAUCUAUACCUACUGUCAGCUUGCAAUUCGAAGGCUGCCCCGAAACAGACAUACGCGUCAACGUCUCGAUCGUGCGCUUGGAUUAUCAAAUAACCCGCUGGACAAUCGCAAAAUCUUUUACAAGUGGCAAAAGAUGCUCUUCGUUAAAUCCUGAGUAUGAACAGUUCUAUUACGUUGCAGAGUCUUGGAAUACAGCCCGAAAUUCCAACUUCAUGCCCAUACAGAGCUUGGACAAGGUGGCCGCUGUGCUCUGCUCGGUAGGCCUUCGGUCAUCAAGAGUAGACAUAACAGAUGACGGUAUCGAUCCAGUCUUAAAGAUGUCACCAAAUCAGCAUGGCACGCCCGUUAAUAGCCACUUCUGGUCCCUUUUGACCGAGUCUAUACCAGUAUCAAAGGGACUUUGGGACAACAUAACACGAACCGCGCCAUAUGGACCUAUCGUUGCAUUAGCCAAUUUCAAGAAGACGACGCCACAGCAACUAGGAUCAUCCCUCUAUGAGAGCAAAAUUCUACAGGAAGUCGUUUCGAAUCUCACAGAAAAUAUUGGCCCUUUUGUUGCGCACUAUCACUUCAAGCAAAACCAGAACCAAACUAUUACCGGUUCAAUUGUCAGACAAGCGCCGCGGCUCAAAGUGACACGCAGCAUCUGUAUCGCGAUGGCAGUCCUUUUCGGCACCUUAGCUCUUAUCGCGGCCUGGAUGAUACUCACAUCUCGAGGCACGUUUGGAGCUUGGCCCAGGAAUCCCACCACAAUACUAGGAUCGACGACCUUCUUUUCAGACAAGGAAUUGAAUGCGGCACUUAUGCCGGACGACGCGCAGAGCGCCAAAGACGAAUGGGCCCGUACUCAAGAUAGCCCCUUUGCUCUCGAGACUUGGCUUCGUGCUUUGUUUUCUGCCUACGCCCUAGCACUCAUCAUCGCCCUUGCAGUCACCCUACGAAUUUCAGAAACUUCCGAUGGAAUCGCUACUGUCCCUAAUGGCACCUUAGCUAUUUGGUGGAAGUCAAUUACUGCAUUGGCGAUGUUCCUGGUUGCAUUGUAUACUGCUUCGGCUGCAAUGGCGGUGCGGGAUCUUGGUGUUCUGUUCCAACUCUCGAUAAAGUCAUGCAGUAUUCGGGACAUCGACAUGUCCUUCUUGGAUAUGUUUGGCCCCCAAGCGCUAUAUCACUCCUUUAGACUGUGGAAUAUGUCAAUCAUUCUGCCCCAGCUCCUCGCUAUUUCUUGUGCGUUCUUGACAACCUUGUCAACGAUCCUAUUCACCUCGGAGCUGGCUCGAAACACCACGACAGAAAUAGCAAUUCCGGUGGGAGAUAGAUUCACAACCCACACGCAGCAGGGACUUUCUGCCAUGGACAACUAUACAGCUAUCCUGGAUAGUAUCGGUGCUUUGAUUGUGUCGAAAGAAAAAUCCAACCUCAUCUGGCCCGAGAACACAUACAAGGAUUUAAUAUUUCCUCGUCUCGAGUUGAGUAACCUCCAAGACCAGAAUUGGAACAACGACAUGUCAGUCAGUGUCGAAAUGGCAGCGGUGAAAACUUUCCCCGAAUGCCAUCGAGUCCCCGACGAGGAGUUCAAGGCGAAUGUGAAUUUCAGAGCCAAGUCAGGGCAUCUGCCCAAUACAAAUUUCAGUUACUCGAGACGUCACUUGCGGCAAUGGGACUAA
Clonostachys byssicola is the source of this 2830-nucleotide messenger RNA. The record is from the annotation of a GenBank genome assembly. NCBI's taxonomy places the organism in Eukaryota, Fungi, Ascomycota, Sordariomycetes, Hypocreales, Bionectriaceae.